GCAGUGAGUUUUCCUGCAUUAAGUACGUCUCGUCUAUCCGUACACGUACACCGGGCUCAGGCACGUGAAGGAACCGCAAGACAGCUUGACAUUUCGCAGAGACCUCUCACUAGAAGACGACACUACGAGACAACGGCCCACGACGGACCUUCCCACGCCUCGCAGCAAUCACAGUCACCACCAAGCCUCGUGUAAGACCACACGUGGCGUUUGACAAGUUGCAUUCACACGCAAAUCUACAUGGCGACGUCCGCAUUAGCAUAUAUAGCAUCUCUACGUGACAUGUACCAUUACGUGUGGUCCUUCCGAGACCCCAGGAUAGAAAGAUGGGGCGUGGUCACUGAGGGGCGCCUCAUCAUCCCGCUUCUAUUUGCCUACGUGUACCUGGCCAAGAUCGGCGGCCCCCGAUGGAUGAAGAAUCGCGAACCGUACAAGCUUCGAAGCGCGAUCCUGACCUACAACGCCAUGACGGCGUUGGUUAACGCCUAUUUCUGUUACCGGUACGCCAGAGCAACUUACUUCGGCGGCGGCUACAGCUUCUUCUGUCAGGGCAUCAACAGGGACGGGCCCUCUGCGGAGGAAGCGGAGCUGAACUGGUGGUACCUGUACGUCCGCAUCGCCGACUUCCUCGACACGUUCUUCUUCGUGGCCCGCAAGAAGUUCUCGCAGAUAUCGGCACUCCACGUCAUCCAUCACUUCCUCGUGGUGCUCAGCGGCUGGGUGUGGCUGAACUUCGGUAACGAGGGCCAGGCACUUCUGGCAGUGCUCAUAAACCAGGCUGUGCACGUGAUUAUGUACACGUACUACUUCUUGGCGGCGCUUGGGCCGUCAGUGCGACCGUAUCUGUGGUGGAAGAAGUACCUGACAAGCCUGCAGAUUGCACAAUUCGUGUUCAUCGUUGUGCACAAUUCUAUUCCGAUAUUCUAUGACUGCGGCUAUCCAAGGCCACUGGCGAUGUUUGGUGUCGUGCAGCUACUGCUCGGACUCGUAUUGUUCAUAAAUUUCUACGUCCAGACGUACAUGCUGAAAAAGGGCGCCAACAAGGAAACGUCGUUGGUCGAUGGUAAAGUCAAACAAGGCUGAGAGAAUGUGAGAGAAUGGCGUAUUAUUAUUAGAAGUUGUGCCUCUGCUGAUACCUGUUCAUGAUAAGCGCGAACGCAUUAUCCUCCUCAAUGUGUAUUUCAGAAGAAUUCAUCUGAAAUUAUACGUUGUGCUCUUGUCCGCUAGCUGAAAUAAGAGAGAGUCUAUCAGCCAACAGAUUCACACCAGACACGCACAAAUUGCGCAUGAACAUUUUUAGCUAAAAGUGUUCCCUCACCUUCAAGCCGCUGUGUACAUUAUCAAGAAACGGCCACAGCUGUCUUAGGAUAAAUCUUGCUCGCUGUUCUGAACUAUGGCUCGUGCCAUCAUCUACUGUAAGGGCAACAUCAGUCAAUAUUUCUGAUUUCACUGGAAUGGGUGUUGUCGUAUCUUUGUUUUCUCUCUCUCUCAUUUGGAGACGUAACGGGUAAGUGCGAUGUGCCAUGAGGCUUCUCCAUUUGUUUUGUUCUUAUUGUUGUUACUGCGAUAGCAGUUAUGAACACGGACAAAAAAAACGCAGUGUGCUUUUCCUGCCAUAGCAAUGUUCCUUAUGAAAUUCAUCUCGAUAACAUCCCUGCACGAGUCAUACGUCCUAUGGACGAGAGAAAGCGUGCAAGGACAGCUGAUUAUCGGGGCCUGGAAGGAAGGGAUCUCAUGUUCUACAAGAAGAUAUGCCCACUCAGAGGAGGGGAGAAGGCUAAUCUGGGGAUGAUGCACCCAACCGAUGAGAACUCCUUAGUCUGAUCAACUGUUCCUGGUCACUCGGUUGAUCAAACUACGGAUUUACAAGGAAACCAUCUCGUAGAGUAAGGCGGGGCAAAAUGAGACGCGGGGCAAAAGGCAGCAUUUUGACUUUGCCGACUUGUGUAGCGAACACAAAUAUAUUUUUAUUUGUUUCUCUAUUUCAGCAAUAGGCGUUUGCUCUAGUCAACCUUUUUUAUGUGUAAAAGCGCAUGAUUACUCACAUAGUCCAGGCAGGAAAAAUUGUGCGGCUAAUGUGAGUGCGUUAGUGACCCUUGAAAAAGCGUAAAAUUUCGCGCUACAAAAUUUUAUGAUUCAUGCAUAAAGCUACUCCGGCGUCAAUACAACAAUGUAGGUAUUUAUGGUGUUACUUUAAACUUCUAGCUACUUACGACAAAAAGUUUAGUUCGUUUGGUGACUGGGGCCAAAGCAGACAUUUUUUUUAUUUAGAGCAUGCCAGAGGGGCAAAAAGUGACAAAAAGGCAUGAAGCUGCCAUUGAGAGUGUCUUAUUAAGUGAAACAUUUACUUACACGCAUCAUAUAUUCUAUAUUAUUUGUUUAGAAUGGUAUGGACGUACAAGAAAAUAUCAUAUACAGCUUCUUGGCAGGAGUUUGACUGGAAAUAGCACUUAUUGGUGGUAAGGACAGAACUUAUUCCAUUCACGCUGCAUUUAGGUUGUUCGGCGUUCCCACGAAUGCUCUCAAGAGGCCCAUGAAAAAAUGGGAAGAAUCUCCAAGACAAGCCGUUCACAAACACAUGUUGGAAACGAGUUUUAAUGACACAUUUCUUAUACUAACAUUCAAAAAUCACAAGCGAUAGAAUUUUCGAAAUUUAUUGCCUCACAAAGCCCGGCUGACGAAGUUUAAUAUCCCGUAAUGCCCUCGCAGUUCUGCAUUAAACCGGCAAAAAGAGACAAAGAAGACAUGUCACACCAUACAUGCCUUCCAAUCGUGAAAAAAAAAAACUAAUGAUGUUCUAGCAUGUAACAAAAGACAACAUUAGCGCAUUGACUGACGGUGUUUAUAAGCAAGGAGCUUGGAGCACAGGAGAGCUGGGUUCUGUCUGGAUUAAAUGAGUAAAAGCUGGGUUCAAAAAAACUGGAUGAGGGCCCACGGAGGGAAUUUCAAGUGGCUCUACUGCAACACGUGAAAAGAUUUUUUUUUUUUUUACACUGCCUCGUUUGACCCCGCAGGUUGGGGCAAAAUGGCGCAUUUUUAUUUCUUUUUAUAAUACCCAUUCGAACAGAUGUAGCACGGUCACAUUUAUGUAGCACAUAUUUUGUACCCAAAGGAAUGCUUCCCUAUUGACGUUUCAUGGUAACACGUGAAAUAAAAAAAGAACUGCAUUCAGUAUAUUCAAA
Messenger RNA from Rhipicephalus microplus (southern cattle tick), 3182 nucleotides. RefSeq names its product very long chain fatty acid elongase AAEL008004 pseudogene. Lineage: Eukaryota; Metazoa; Arthropoda; Arachnida; Ixodida; Ixodidae. The record is from RefSeq and is a predicted model, not a curated record.